Molecule: messenger RNA, 1905 nt
Organism: Phacochoerus africanus (Common warthog)
Lineage: Eukaryota; Metazoa; Chordata; Mammalia; Artiodactyla; Suidae
Gene: SHISA5
Product: shisa family member 5
Exons: 6
Coding region: 95-817 (240 amino acids)
Biological process (GO): positive regulation of canonical NF-kappaB signal transduction
Cellular component (GO): endoplasmic reticulum
Source: RefSeq, a predicted model, not a curated record
GGGCGGGGUUCCCGGAACGGCCGGGGCGGGGCGCCGCGCGGGUCGCAGAGGCUGAGGCCGCACCGCGACCGUCAGUCUGCCCGCCAGCCCAGCCAUGGCCACUUCAGCCCCCGCGCCUCGGAUCCUGCUGCUGCUGUUGCUGCUGCUGCUACCGCCGCCUCCGGGUGCCCACAGUGAGGUGUGUAUGGUUUCUACUGGACGCAGCCUCUUCCCCAAGUUCUGCCCUGAUUUCUGCUGUGGCACCUGUAACUACCAGUACUGCUGCUCUGAUGUGCUGGAGAAAUUUGUGUGGAGCAAGGAUGAGUGUGAUGUUCCAGAGGCCAGUGUCCCCGCCAGUGUGGAGCCAGGAGAGCAGCUGGGCUCAGCACUGAGGUUCCGCUCCAGCUUGGACAGCGACCCCAUGUCAGGGUUUGGAACGACUGUAGCUGUCGGCCUGACUAUCUUUGUGCUGUCUGUUGUCACCAUCAUCAUCUGCUUCACCUGCUCCUGUUGCUGUUUGUACAAGAUGUGCCGCCGACCACGUCCGGUCGUGACUACCACCACGGCCACCACAGUGGUACACGCCCCUUACCCACAACCUCCAAGUGUGCCACCCAGCUAUCCAGGACCGACGUACCAGGGCUACCAUUCCAUGCCCUCCCAGCCAGCGAUGCCAGCUGCACCCUACCCAACGCAGUACCCACCACCCUACCCAGCCCAGCCCAUGGGUCCCCCCGCCUACCACGAGACAAUGGCUGGAGGUGCGGCCAUGCCCUAUCCUGCCAGUCAGCCUCCUUACAAUCCGGCCUACGUGGAUCCCCCGAAGGCAGCUCUCUGAGCACACCCUUGCAUCUCUGGCUGCCACUUGAUCUGUCAUGUGUGUAUGUGAAUGGGUAUGCAGGCACGGUCUUGUUUCUUCCCGUGCGUGGUGUGUGUGUCCUAUUUGUACACGAAGUUUCUUGUGAGGGGUGGAGGACAAUCCUUCCCAGAGUUAAUUGGGACCAUAGCUUGUUCCCUUCCUGACUUGAAAUUAUGCUUCUGAAAUCUCAAGCAAAACUGAAAGAAUGGUUCUCUUCCAGACAGCCCAGGAGGCCAAAUGGGGGUUGUCACCCUAGGAUAGCACAGCUUUUUGUGGGCACAGUGCACCCGUGUUCCAGUUUCUGAGGAAUGCUGGCCACUGCUCAAGGCCAUGGCUUGUCCCCAGACUUGCCUUCAAAGAACCAGAGCUGUGAUGCAGACAAGUGGGUGAGGUGAGGCUUGGGAGCCAGCCAGAGGUGGGUUUCAACCCUUGUGGCAGACAGCCCACAGCUCCCACAGCCUGUGCCUUGCCCAUUGGAGGGAGGGCAGCCUCCUGAUAUCAAAACAUCUCAGGCACAGCCGCACCCUCCCUCGAGCACUCUCUGCCUGGACUCUUGCAUCCUUCCUGGGACCACCUGGAAAGCCACAUUUACCCAUGGUUCUGGCCGCCCUGACUCCCGCCACAGAUGCACAGGCUGGCCUCUGUCUACCUACACACUCAGGUGUCAUUCCUGCAGUGUUUUUUGAGCUAAACAUUUUACCUGCUUUGUUUCAAAGUGUGUUAUAAUUGCUGUGAGGCUGAAACCCCUGGGUCCUAGAGAGAAAUUGCCCCAGAGGAGAGAGACUGUCUAACGUGAUAGCCCCUGCUUCCCCAGCACCAGCCUCACAGACUAUCUAGCUCCUGUACCCCAGUCCACAGUCUGUCCUGGCAGUGGGGACACCUGGGCCAAGGGGUCAUCUGGACCAAAGGUGGAAGGGGCCCUGGGUGGCUGCUUUGGCCCAGACACAAUACCUCGGUGUUCCCUCUCCUCUAUUAAUGUCUUACCACAUUGUAGCUUUGUACCUGUUCGUGUGUUUUUGAGAAUCUAGAGUCUGCACCCUUGUUUAUGAUAAAUGCAAGUAUUUGGA